Molecule: messenger RNA, 903 nt
Organism: Canariomyces notabilis
Lineage: Eukaryota; Fungi; Ascomycota; Sordariomycetes; Sordariales; Chaetomiaceae
Exons: 1
Coding region: 323-838 (171 amino acids)
Source: RefSeq, a predicted model, not a curated record
UCCAUAUGUGACCUCGUCUGGGGCAUAAGUAUGGAAGCUGGGGGGGACCGAGGUGCCGAGGCAUCGUAUUUGUACAAAUUCGACGCCCUUUGAAUUGUAGUGACCCGAUAGAAGGUAAUAAAAAAUAAAAAAAAAUAAAAAAGAGAACCAAGAAUUCGGAUCGCUCCUUAGCGAAUGGGACUGAACAAACACAUUACCUAUCAGAAAGUCAACAAUUAGGUUGAUAGUCGAAAUCUUUUCCCCUCUUCCUCUUGCCUAACACUUUUCGCUCCCUCGAGAGCUCGGCCAUCGUCUGUCCAUCGAACUUGUGCACCUCCGCAACAUGGUCCAUCCAGGCUGCCCGACUUUCGAUCAUGAUCACACUAUCGUCUCGCCUCCGGCACUCGAAGCAUGCAAAAGAUCCCUGAAAAAGAUCCUUGUGCUCCUUGUUAAAAUGUCGCGAAAAGCUGUUGCCUGGAUAGAACAUGUUUUCACGGACCAGGCAACGAGCAGAUCUUGUUUUCGCAAGCUUUCUGCCUGGUCCCUGCUUCCGGCGGCUUUCGUUUGGCAGGCAUGGCGUGAACAUGAUGCCGUGGCACCGCUCCACGUGAUUGCUCCAUUGCUCAACCCCUUCCACCAUGUGCCUCUCUCUGCCCAAACGGUUGCACUCGGAGCACGGGAAUGGACGGUCAAAUGCCCCCUUGAUAUGAUGGACAUUCUGAUUGUGCCUUGUAUUCUAAUGUUCCCCGUGUCUAACACUUCGGAUAGGACGCAGUUGGACUUCUUCGUUCUCGCUCCAGGCUGUGGCUUGCGAAGCAGGAUCCAGGGCGACCGCGCAAGAAUCGACCGAACAAUCUAAGUAUGCGAGAGCGGCUUUCAGAGUUAGGCUAUGAGGUUCGAUGAUGCGCCCGGACCCCGCUUAGC